CGUCAUGCCCAAGAAAUGAAAGUGAAAGCAAUACAAAAUAAAGUCUUGCCUGAUGUGUAAAGACGAAUGAGAUUUCCAUUCUGUAUUAUCAACUAAAAUGUCAUUACGUGGGUUUGGCAAUAGUUAUCUGGAAAAUGAGGAAGAGGAGGAGGAGGAAGAGAACUAUGAGCAGAGCACUUCUAGUCAGUCUGCCUCGGCCAGGGGGAGCCACUUUGAGUGGCAGCUGUAUGAAGGAGAGAGAUGGCUUAGUAUUGGCAAUGACCAUGUGAUCGAGACCCACUACUGCCAGCCUGGGGCCAAAGGAAUGAACAUCUACCCAUCACACAUGGGGCAGGUCUAUAUAGAUUUUGAUCAGAUUGAGGCUCAAAAUGCUGCCAUGGGUGUACGGCGACUCACGUUCCUACCUCAGGGUCAAAGUGAAGACAUCGGGUGGUAUUUCAAAGACGAUAUGAUAUGGCGUGAAUACGGUUCUUUGGGUCCAGGUCAAGGCUCGUCCUCAGUCAGUAGUGGUGAUGUGGAACGACAGUACAUCCUCAGACCUCAGGGGACCUUCCACUUCACUGCGGGGAGGAACAGCUACACGUUAGACUUCACAGCUAUGACACAGACCAAUUCAGCCACCCGGGUACAGAGAAACGUCCGGCGGCGUCCAAAGUUCAACUCCGUCGUCUCAGGGAAUGGCAGCGUAUCCAUUGCCCAAUCAGCCCCCACUGUAAUUACCUCACCACCUCCCUCUGCUGGCUACACCUGGGAAUUCAUGGAUGAGGAGGGAGUGUGGAUAGAAUACCAGACUCCAAGUUGCUCACUGGGGAGUGCUGGGAUUGAGAGACGCUACCAGAAGAACCCUAAGGGACAGAUACGCUUCAAAGCUGGGAGAUAUUCCUACACCCUCGACUUCUCAGGCCUGUGUCAGACCAACGUUCGCAUCGGGACCAAAAGAAUUGUGAGGAGAACUCAAUGUGAAGCUCAACAAACAAGCAGUGGAGGAUUGGGUUUACAGUCCCGUUGGCAGUUUCAAGACGUGGAUGGAAGCUGGAAAGACUUUGCCAAAACGAGCGACACCUGCAGUGUAUCCAGCCAGGACAUUGAAGCCCAGUACCAGCAGAACCCAAAUGGAACUAUGAACUUCACUACCAGGAGAUUCAGCUAUCAACUGGACUUCUCAGGUAAAUACGUCAUCUUCUCAGAACAAGUGCCUAUAGCAGGGGGAAUUCAUGGCACUUGUCAAACUUCAGUUAGGAACUUGUCAAACUCAUUCCCUGGAGGGCCUAGUGUCAGCUGGUUUUUCCUUGUAAUUAAGACCUAAACCAGGUGAGGAGAGUUCCAUUCUAAUCAAUGACUUUCAUUUAUCAGUCAAGUAUAAGGGAGGAUCGAAAACCCACCGAAACUCAGCCCUCCGUGGAAUGAGUUUGACAAGUGCCUAACGGGUGAAGGAUAGCGAUUGGUUGAAGGUUGAGGACUAGUUUAAUUGAUUUGAUGAAUCCAAACUCCAAGCCAAGUGUUUCCUGUGUUGGAGAACAUUAUUGUCAUGACCUAAUAGUUGUUAGAUUUGUCUUUCGCAGCCCUGACCCAAAGAAACCUGUCCACUCUGACCACCCGAUCUGUUCGACGCCUGAACUAAUCACUGCCCACGACACUGUCCUCUGUCAGAGGCAAAGUGCAAUAUCCUGGCAGUGGAGGCUGGUGGGAGGAGCUAUAGGAGGACAGGCUCAUUGUAAUGGGUGGAACGGUAUCAAACACAAACACAUGGAAACGUUUCACUCCGUUUCUUUCAUUCCAUUCCAGCCAUUCCAAUGAGCCUGUCCUUCUAUAGUUCCUCCCACCAGCCUCCACUGUACCCUGGGUGCAUCUCAAUUGUCUAAAGUGGCUUCCUCUCAACCCCAUUUCUUCAUGUGCACAGUGAAGACGAAGUCACUGUCUGGUACUGAGAUGGAACCCCUUCCAUUCCACUUCUUCCUAAAAAUGAAACUUGUUUACAUAUGUAUUCAUGUAUUUCCUGUUAUUUCUUCGACAUUGUGCAUAUACUUAAAAACCAAUACUGUUAUUAGAAAAGUAGCUUCUGACAAUCUGCACAAUACUUUAAAAAAAAUGUGAUCUGUAGAAAGAACCCUCUCACUGCCAAUGGUACAAAAGGAACAAGCCUUUUGUACAUGUUCUAGCAUGUACAUUUUCUCAUUGUCUUUAGUUUAAAUAAAGCUGAUUUUCAAGUA
Messenger RNA from Oncorhynchus gorbuscha (pink salmon), 2210 nucleotides. RefSeq lists its product as uncharacterized. The record is from RefSeq and is a predicted model, not a curated record. Lineage: Eukaryota; Metazoa; Chordata; Actinopteri; Salmoniformes; Salmonidae. The transcript is spliced from 12 exons. The coding region runs from base 98 to 1306 and encodes 402 amino acids.